AUGAUACAGGAAAGAAGAAGGCGAAAACCUAAGAGUGAGUCCGACAUCAUCUUCGAAGAUAUGAUUGACAGUAAUAAAUCCAACAAGGCUGUCCCAGUGAGACUACAAUGUCGGAAAUUAAUAGAGUCACCAAAGUGUAGAUUCCCUGUUGACCUGAUCAAUGGAACCUUGACAUGAAUAAUCUCUGCAUUCUAUUUCUAUUCUACCUAUGAACCGCACAGAUUUGAGAAAGGUCAAUUCGACUGGUUCAACUACUUUUCAUUCCUAAGCCAUUUCUACCUAUUCAUAGAAUUCAUCCUAAGGAUGUAUGUAUGCAAGGAUAUAAUGGCUUCUCUGCUGUCAAUGGGAAGUUUCCUAGAUUUCAUGACUACGUUCCCCUAUAUUGUAGUGCAUCUAAGCUACGGGAUCACCAGCAAUGACUAUGACAAUGCUGCCGUGUCCCUUACAAAGAUGUUUGACACCUGGAGACUGUUCUCUCUGUACAAGUUCUUAAAAUACGUUGAAGACGAGGAUAAUAGGAAACUGCUUAAUAAUUGCCACACCAUUUUCUGCUUGGUGAUUUGUUAUUCGGCGCUACUGGAUGUAGUGGAGGAUCCUAACCAGCCAUACCACCACACGUUCUUCUUCGUCAUGACCACCAUCAGUAUCAUUGGGUAUGGGCACGGCAUGAUCUCUACAGGUGUCAGGAUAACUAUCAUUUGAUUAAUUAUCUGUGGAAUAAUCAUAGUGCCGUCCAAAGCGGGAGAAAUUGUCAAUCUGAUAUCAAAGAAGAGCGCUUACGCUGAUUAUAAGUACAAAAUUAUUUCUAAAGUUCCCCAUGUGGUCAUAAUCGGGAGUGUUAAUUCUAAGAAUGCCAUCAAUUUCUUCGAUGAAUACUUCCAUUCAGACCACGGAAAGGAUGAAACCAGGCAUUGUAUCAUAAUUAAAUCGACCAGGCCGGAUAAAUAAAAUGGAGAGUUUAAUCAGAAAUGAUAAAUAUCUGUCCAAAGUUCAUUAUAUUGAGGGCAAUCCUCACGAAAAGAAGACCUUCAAUAGGGCUAGGCUAGAUAAAGCUACUCAUGUAGUGGUAAUGAGCAAUAUACUUACCUCAGACCCUGCCAAGGAGGAUGCUAAUACAAUCUUGCAAGCAAUGGUUUUGAAGAAGUACCUUAAACAACAUGAGCAUUCUAAGUGUCAGUUGAGACUUCAGCUGCUCAAGCCAGAAAGCAUUAUGCACUAUGAACUUUCUCUAAACAAAGAGACCAAGAAUGAUCAAAUUGUCUGAAUCGAGAAUUUAAAACUCAGCUUGUUAGCAAAAAGCUGUACUACUCCAGGCUUAAUUUCCCUAAUAUCUAACCUGAUAAAGUCCUGUGAUGACCCUCCUGAAAGAAACAAGCUACCUAAGGAAAGAGAGUGGGAGUGGCUCACAGAAUAUUGGCAAGGCAAAUCCCAUGAGAUCUACCGUGUGUUGAUCCCUAAGGCUACACUUAGCAAGAACUUCAAUGAGUUAUCCAACUACAUCUACAAAACAUACAAAAAUAUCCUAUUUGCAAUUGAAAUUGUAGAGAUGGACAAGGAAAGUGGACCAAUCGUUCUAAACCCGGGGACUUUUAACCACCAAAUCUUGGUUACCUCAAAGGCUAACUUCAGGUACUACGGUUAUAUCAUCGCUGACAGCCUCGAAGAAGCUGAGAAGAUAUUUAAUGUAGCUGAUGCUAUCAAUAAUGAGGAGGCUGAUAUGUACCUCAACCUUGGCCAUAUUGACGACCAACUGAGAAAGCAAGACAGCGACAGAAGAAUCCUCGACCCCAAGUACGAAUCAAUCAACAUCUCAGAAGAGAGUGAUGCAUACGAAAUGGAAGAGGAAGAGGAAAAUGAGCUCGAUGUUGAAAACCUCGAAGGAGACUGGGUUCACUUCUGUCAUCUUACUCAGAGCCCUGUUAAAUUUGAAGACAUUAAGUUCCCAACACUAAAAGAUUCCAAACUGGCUAAAGACCAUAUCAUUAUCUGUGGAAUCGUUGAAAAUAUUAGAGGGUUUGUAAUUCCUCUGAGGACUCUCCAUAUCCGAAAUCUCUCACCAAUUGUAAUAUUCAAUGAAGAAGAGCCAAGUCAACAGCUGUGGUCUCAGCUUUCAAGGUUUCCUCAGAUCUACUUUGUCAGAGGCUCAGCUCUCAAAGAGUCUGAUUUGGAUAGGAUUAACCUCGAGGAUGCCAAGCAAGUGGUGAUUUUGUCUCCAAUGCUCGGAACCAAGAAGACAAAUGAGUCAUAUUCCAAUAUAGGGAAAAGUAAAAAGCCUAAACAAACUCAAAUAGAGACUGAAGACUCCAUGCUCAAAGAAGACAACAAAGAUGAAGAUGCUAUCAAGGAGAAGAAGGAAAAAGAGGAAGAAAAUUUAAUGGACGCUCAAACAAUUUUUAAGUAUAAUAUCAUCAAGAAAAGACACAACAGCGUAAAGAUCAUCACUGAGUUGUACAGCCAUGAAAAUCUCGCCUAUCUUGACGACCCGACUAUUUAUCAUGUGAUGAAUGAUUACGGCUAUGAUCAGACACCUACUUUCGCUGCUGGCCAAGUUUACUCAUCAAGCUUGAUGGACUCCUUAGUCUGCCAAGCAUGCUACAACUCUGCUUUAAUUACAGUCUUAAGGCAGCUAGUCAUAGGAGAAGCCAGGAAAUCAUUCCAAAAGAAGAACAUGAUGAUCUUCGGAAAGGAGUUCAACAAGAUCAAGUCCAGCAAUCUUUAUCACGUUAAGGUACCCUCAAACCUUGUUGGAGAGAACUUUGGGACUCUAUAUAAAGAGUUUGCACUUGAGAAGCAGAUGAUACCUCUUGGACUGUAUAGAACUGACAUCAUAAUUAAAGAAAAAGAGCAGAAAUAGCAUCAAUUAUGUCGUUACGAACCCUGCAUAUGACUCUCCAUUACGAGACAGCGACUAUGUAUUUGUAUUAUGUCAUGACGACCCAGAGGAAAUUAAGAUCACAGAGAAUGAUGCUAUAGAUAUAGAAGAAGAUCUUAUAAUGCUUCCUAAGAACACUUCAAUGUCUCAAAAGAAGAAUCUCUACAAUUCUACAAAGAGUAACCCUUCCCGCAAGGUUUCUCAGACUGAGAAAGCCUUGUUGAGGAAAGCAGAAGCUGCUUCUCUAAACCCAAAUUCAAGCUCAUUGAACUCUAAUAAUCCUCGCCCAGCUUUUACAACGAACAAUAAUUUUUACGCUAAGAAGGCAAAGCAGGAAUUCUUGGAAGAACUGGGCCAGCUUCAGACACAGAUUAGCAGGAUGAUGACUGACAUAGUUUCCAUUCAUAAAGAUCUUAAUAAGAAGAGCACCUACAUGAUCAAGGAUAUAUCAGAGGAUCUGGAACAAGUCAUGGAGAAAGUACUUGGCAAUGGCAUGUAGAGGUUUGAGCUUUAGUAGCACAUGAUCUCGAGGAACCUCUAUGUGUGAUACACUAUACCUCCUCAACUCCAUCCUUGAAAGUACUAGGGAUUUUGAGCUUCCUUGGAAUUCUAGAGACAAGGUGAGUUGGUGAACACAUGCUCAAGAAGAGCCAAGAUGUAUCUUGCCAAUCAAGAGGUACUCAUACUCAAUUUUCAAUAUAUAUAUAAUCAUGG
Moneuplotes crassus is the source of this 3586-nucleotide messenger RNA. Lineage: Eukaryota; Ciliophora; Spirotrichea; Euplotida; Euplotidae. The record is from the annotation of a GenBank genome assembly.